AUAGUGUUUUGAUUUUUUGACUAUAUAAAUUUAAUAUUUUCAGAUAAAAUAUAACAAGCUAUAUGAUAAAAGAAUAAAAAUAAUUUCAACACAUAAUCAGUAAUAAUAUUAAUAUCAAAUGUGAUGGCGCAAAAGUUAAAACAUACCAGCUUAUUACGUACUUUAUGUAUAACCUCUCGAAAUUAUUGCGAAUACAAAUCCAUCUAUGAACGAGAUGAAGCUGGUCGUCAGCCGCGUAAAGUGCACGGUAAAGAAUAUCCCGAAUGGAGAAAACCUUGGUCCCAACGUGAUGGAGAAUUUACAAGCAAAUUAUCUAUUUUCAUUGAAAAAAGCCCUAGCAUGCAUAUUCUAAAUGCUAUGCAGAAAAUUCCUAGUUUAACCUUUAAAGAUAUAAAAGAAUGGUGGGCCGAAAUGAGAGUAAUACAAGAAAUACAGAAUCAAAAAUACUUACCGGAACGAGUAGUUGCCCUUGGAGCUAAUUUAGCAGCAUUACACUUUUUUGUGUAUCGCCAAUCAGCUGUGAGGUUAAAGGAUAAAAAAGAAUGGAUUGUUGGUGAUAUAAUUACGCUGAAACUACCAGACACAUAUAAAGAUGGUUAUUUCGUUGAAGCAAUCGAUUGUUCAAACUUCCACCACAAUGGAAUCAGAUAUGAGGGCCUUCAAAAUUUGAAUGCCUUAAAUUAUCUCAAAUGGCUAUCUUUAAGAAAUAACAAACAUGUAGAUGUGUGGUGUAUUGAUAGAAUAGCAGGUCAGAACGGUCAAACACUAGAAUUCUUAAACUUGAUGGGUUGCAAGUUAUGCACAGGUUGUGUAUAUGCACUUGCUCGGAUGCCAGCACUUAAGUUUCUUGUUAUUAAUGAUCCUGGAGACAAUAUGGAACUUCAAGCUGCACUCUCCAUGCUUGAAGAAGAAAGACCUGAUCUAUUAAUAAGUAUACAAGAUGAUACAGAGAGUGAUGUAGAUAAUAAAAUAAAAAAAUAGGAAUUUUUAAUUUAUUGUAUGGAUUAGUAAAAAUUAUGCAAUGUUA
This is a messenger RNA of Nymphalis io (European peacock), 1027 nucleotides long. Its product is annotated as distal membrane-arm assembly complex protein 2. The record is from RefSeq and is a predicted model, not a curated record. The coding region runs from base 124 to 981 and encodes 285 amino acids. The transcript is spliced from 2 exons. NCBI's taxonomy places the organism in Eukaryota, Metazoa, Arthropoda, Insecta, Lepidoptera, Nymphalidae.